CAAGAGCAGUCCGGAGCAGCCGUCCUGGGCACCGCUCCCAGGUCCCCGGCCGCAGCCUGGAGCAGUCACCGACGCCCGCAGCAUGGCCCGCCACGCCGAUCGGGUAAUAUCCUUGUUCACUUUUGCUGUUGGUGUCAAUAUCUGCUGUGGAUUCACGGCAAGUCGAAUUAAGAGGGCAGAAGGAUGGGAUGAAGGCCCUCUGACAGUGCUAUCGGACUCCCCUUGGACCAACACCUCUGGAUCUUGCAAGGGAAGAUGUUUUGAACUUCAAGAGGUUGGACCUCCUGAUUGUCGGUGUGACAACUUGUGUAAGAGUUACAGCAGUUGCUGUCAUGAUUUUGAUGAGCUCUGUUUGAAGACAGCUCGAGGCUGGGAGUGUACUAAGGACAGAUGUGGAGAAGUACGGAAUGAGGAAAAUGCGUGUCACUGCUCCGAGGACUGCUUGCUUAGGGGAGACUGCUGUACUAAUUACCAAGUCGUUUGCAAAGGAGAAUCACAUUGGGUAGAUGAUGACUGUGAAGAAAUAAAGGCCCCAGAGUGUCCUGCAGGGUUUGUUCGUCCUCCAUUAAUCAUUUUCUCUGUGGAUGGCUUCCGGGCAUCCUACAUGAAGAAAGGGAGCAAGGUCAUGCCUAACAUUGAAAAACUAAGGUCCUGUGGGACACAUUCUCCCUACAUGAGGCCUGUGUACCCAACAAAAACCUUUCCUAACUUAUACACUUUGGCCACCGGUCUGUAUCCAGAAUCUCAUGGAAUUGUUGGCAAUUCAAUGUAUGAUCCUGURUUUGAUGCCACCUUCCAUCUUCGAGGGCGAGAGAAAUUUAAUCAUAGAUGGUGGGGAGGUCAACCACUAUGGAUUACAGCCACCAAGCAAGGGGUGAAAGCUGGAACAUUCUUUUGGUCUGUGGCCAUCCCCCAUGAGCGGAGAAUAUUGACCAUCCUGCAGUGGCUCACCCUGCCAGAUGAYGAGAGGCCUUCCGUCUAUGCCUUCUACUCUGAACAACCUGAUUUCUCUGGACACAAAUACGGCCCUUUUGGCCCUGAGAUGACGAAUCCUCUGAGGGAAAUUGACAAAACUGUGGGACAGUUAAUGGAUGGACUGAAACAGCUCAAGCUGCAUCGGUGUGUGAAUGUCAUCUUUGUUGGAGAUCACGGUAUGGAAGAUGUUACAUGUGAUAGAACUGAGUUCCUGAGUAAUUACCUGACCAAUGUGGAUGAUAUUACUUUAGUGCCUGGAACUCUAGGAAGAAUUCGAUCCAAAUUUAGCAACAAUGCUAAAUAUGACCCCAAAGUCAUUAUUGCUAACCUCACGUGUAAAAAACCAGAUCAGCACUUUAAGCCUUAUAUGAAACAGCACCUUCCCAAACGCUUGCAUUAUGCCAACAACCGAAGAAUUGAGGAUAUCCAUCUCUUGGUGGACCGCAGGUGGCACGUUGCAAGGAAACCUCUGGAUGUUUAUAAGAAACCAUCAGGAAAAUGUUUUUUCCAGGGGGACCAUGGAUUUGAUAACAAAGUCAACAGCAUGCAGACUGUUUUUGUAGGUUACGGCCCAACGUUUAAGUACAAGACUAAAGUGCCUCCAUUUGAAAACAUUGAACUUUACAAUGUCAUGUGUGAUCUCCUGGGAUUGAAGCCAGCUCCUAACAAUGGAACCCAUGGGAGUUUGAAUCACCUCCUGCGUGUUAAUACCUUCAGGCCAACCAUGCCAGAGGAAGUUACCCGACCAAAUUAUCCAGGGAUUAUGUACCUUCAGUCUGAUUUUGACCUGGGCUGCACCUGUGAUGAUAAGGUAGAGCCAAAGAACAAGCUGGAUGAACUCAAUAAACGCCUUCAUACAAAAGGGUCCACAGAAGCUAACAUCUUGAUGGACUUACUAUGCAAUGAAAACUCAUUUCCUUGUGACAUUGAAUCAAUGGAUGAAUGCAUGAAUAAAAUGGAAAAUUUAAAAACUCUCAUAGCAGGCGAUUCUAGCACUGAAGCUGGCUAUAAUUUUUGUGCUGAAACCAGGAAAUUCAGAGGCAGCAAAAAUGAAAACAAGGAAAUCAUUAAUGGAAAUUUUGAACCUAGAAAAGAGAGACAUCUCCUCUAUGGGCGACCUGCCGUGCUUUAUCGAACUAGAUAUAAUAUCUUAUAUCACACUGACUUUGAAAGCGGUUAUAGUGAAAUAUUCCUAAUGCCACUCUGGACAUCAUACACUGUUUCCAAACAGGCUGAGGUUUCUGGCAUCCCUGAGCAUCUGACCAAUUGUGUCCGCCCUGACGUCCGUGUUUCUCCAGGCUUCAGUCAGAAUUGUUUGGCCUAYAAGAAUGAUAAGCAGAUGUCCUACGGAUUCCUCUUUCCUCCCUAUCUGAGUUCUUCGCCAGAGGCUAAAUAUGAUGCAUUCCUUGUAACCAAUAUGGUCCCAAUGUAUCCUGCUUUCAAAAGGGUCUGGAAUUAUUUCCAAAGGGUAUUGGUGAAGAAAUAUGCCUCAGAAAGAAAUGGAGUAAAUGURAUAAGUGGACCAAUAUUUGACUAUGACUUUGAUGGUUUACAUGACACAGAAGACAAAAUCAAACAGUAUGUGGAAGGCAGUUCCAUUCCUGUUCCAACUCACUACUACAGUAUCAUCACCAGCUGCCUGGAUUUCACUCAGCCAGCCGACAAGUGUGAUGGCCCGCUCUCUGUAUCCUCAUUCAUCCUUCCUCAUAGACCAGACAAUGAUGAGAGUUGUAAUAGCUCAGAGGAUGAGUCAAAAUGGGUAGAAGAACUCAUAAAGAUGCACACAGCUCGAGUGCGGGACAUUGAACAUCUCACCAGUUUGGAUUUCUUCCGAAAGACCAGCCGCAGCUACCCUGAAAUUCUGACACUUAAGACAUACCUGCAUACAUAUGAGAGCGAGAUUUAACUUUCUGAUCAUCUGCAGUACAGCCUUAUCAACUGGUGUAUAUUUUUAUAUUGUGUUUAUAUUUAUUAAUUUGAAACCAGGACAUUUAAAAAACUUAGUAUUUUAAUCCUGUACCAAAUCUGACAUGUUAAGUGUGAAUGACUCCACUGUUUUUCUCUAAUGCUUGAUUUAGGUAGUCUUGUGUUCCGAGUAGACCUUGUAAUAAAUACUGCAGCUUGAGUUUUUAGUGGAAGCUUCUAAAUGGUGCUGCAGAUUUGAUAUUUGCAUUGAGGAAAUAUUAAUUUUCCGAUGCAUAGUUGCCACAUUUAGUCCUGUACUGUAUCAAAAUUCUGAUUUUGUAAAGUUACAUUCAUUUGCUGUUAACUAUGACAGACAUAUUUAAACCUUAUAGACCAAUC
Messenger RNA from Urocitellus parryii (Arctic ground squirrel), 3279 nucleotides. It is a transcript of the gene Enpp2, whose product is annotated as ectonucleotide pyrophosphatase/phosphodiesterase 2. Lineage: Eukaryota; Metazoa; Chordata; Mammalia; Rodentia; Sciuridae. Gene Ontology annotation, biological process: phosphatidylcholine catabolic process; immune response; estrous cycle. Gene Ontology annotation, molecular function: calcium ion binding; alkylglycerophosphoethanolamine phosphodiesterase activity; zinc ion binding. The record is from RefSeq and is a predicted model, not a curated record.